AUGGGCAAGAAUUCGACGCCAGUCCCUGACGCUUGGGAGGAUGAUUGGGAGACCCAAGCAGACAAAAUGGCCAAUAAACCGGAACAGCCUGCACCACAAGCACCUCUAUCCAAGGCAGAGCGCUUAGCACAGCAUGCUGAGCAGAAUCGCAAGCUCUGGGAGUCUGCCGAUGCUCCGCCAACUUUCAACUAUUAUGAAACUAGCACCUCAGGAGUCUCUCUUAAUACCACUCCAUUCAAGCCCCAGGUCAAAGUCCUUAGCCGGAAGCCUGUCAUCGCUAAGCGUGAUGCUGCAGCAGGCAUGUCCGGGCUCUCGCUCGACGACGAGAAUGACCCCAAGAAGGAAGUACCGAUGAGCCCAGAGGAAAUUCGAGCGAAGCAGAAGCGUGACAGGGAGGAGAAGCAACGUCGGUAUGAAGAGGCCAGAGCCAAGAUCUUUGGAGAAUCAAACCCAUCAUCGGGAGCCUCCUCACCUGGCGCUGUUACCCCGCCAAAAGCUGAUGGAUACACUGGCCGCGGCCGUGGGCGAGGAAGAGGUGGUUACAGAAACAACGAAACCCGUCAAUUCGAGAACCGCCAACCAGAUAGUCGUGGCUUUGAUGCUCCGCGCAGAAUGCAGAAUGUGUCAGGUUCAGGGCGUGAGUUGUUCGACCCAAACCACUCACCAAAGCCUGAACAGGUAUCACAAAGACGUCAGCCAGAAUAUUCAUCGCCUGGAAGAAGCACGACUCCUCGGGACGGACAGCAGCAAACACAGCCGCAAGCACCAAUUCGAGCACCUAAGGGGCCGGAUGGAACUGGCCGAGGAGGUUUCGGCUUUACUCAACGAGGUGGUAAGGGCAGUUGA
This is a messenger RNA of Fusarium coffeatum, 846 nucleotides long. RefSeq lists its product as uncharacterized. The record is from RefSeq and is a predicted model, not a curated record. Lineage: Eukaryota; Fungi; Ascomycota; Sordariomycetes; Hypocreales; Nectriaceae. Bases 1 to 846 code for a protein of 281 amino acids. The transcript has 2 exons.